AGAAUCUGUCACUCGUGUUCUGUCAACGUCGGCAGACAUGUGUGCAACCCUGCAACAAUGCAUCCCCAGACCACUGCCACCGCCUCGUAGGGACUUCAUGUAUGGGCUCCUGGGAGCCGCAGGCAGAUCAAUGACACGCAUGCCGUUCUCGAUCCGCUAACUCCGAACAAGGUGAGCGCUUCAGUUAACAACCAUUACUCAUGAGAGAGCGUUAUCUAGGCAGUUCCUCCCCUCUGCAUUUUUCAUCUCACAACCGCCAAAAUGACUGCCUAUGCGCGUGUGGGUGCUUGCACAGGAUCCAACAAGGGAAUCGGGCUCGCCAUUAUCCGCCAACUCGCCCUCCAGUAUCCGCACUCUCCACUGAACACCGGCCCUUUACUCCUCUACCUGACCGCCCGAAACGAAGAAAGGGGCCAGGCUGCUCUUGAGUCAAUCAAGGCCGACCCCCAGCUCCAACGUGCAAAAGCUCUGAGAAUUCAUGGAGGCCUCACGGACGUGAAAUUCCUGCCCCUGGACAUCGACAGCAAGCGGAGCAUCGAGGAGUUUGCGGGGAAAAUCACACAAGAGCAUCCCGAUGGCAUAGAUUUCCUGAUCAACAAUGCCGGAAUCGCGCUGGACGGGUUUAAUGAGAACGUGGUCAGGAAGACUCUGCAUUGCAAUUAUUAUGGGACAUUGGAGGUCACUCAGAAACUGCUGCCACAUAUCAAGGACGGCGGGAGACUGGUCAACGUGGCCAGCAUGGUGGGCCGACUCGGUUCCAGAUACUCGGGCUCCGUCAGGUCUCGGUUCUUGUCAGCGAAAACACCGGAAGAGAUCACCCAACUCAUGGAGGAGUUCUCGGCGGCGGUGUCGAAUGGGACAUACCAACGGAAUUGGCCUGGCACAGCGUAUGCGGUCUCCAAAGCUGGCGUAAUUGGGAUGACGAGGACGAUCGCCCGGCAGAACGCGCAAAAGGGCAGCAAAGUCUUGAUCAAUAGCUGUUGCCCAGGCUACGUCAACACGGACAUGACCAAGGGCCGGGGAGUGAAGACGCCGGACCAAGGAGCGCAGACGCCCGUAUUGUUGGCCAUAGGCGACAUUGGAGGCGCCAAUGGGCAAUUCUGGCAGGAACAGAGGAUCUCCAGCUGGGAGUGACGGGUGGAUUGAGGGUCGGCUUGAGGCUGGAUGAAAUGGGUGUCCAUCAAAUCUCUGCACAGGAUAUGUUCUGUAUACCUAGUAAGGCAUGCUCGAUUCUUUUACACAACUGCACACUCGAGG
This is a messenger RNA of Cladophialophora immunda, 1257 nucleotides long. RefSeq lists its product as uncharacterized. Lineage: Eukaryota; Fungi; Ascomycota; Eurotiomycetes; Chaetothyriales; Herpotrichiellaceae. The coding region runs from base 262 to 1134 and encodes 290 amino acids. The record is from RefSeq and is a predicted model, not a curated record. The transcript has a single exon. Gene Ontology annotation, molecular function: oxidoreductase activity.